Pseudopodoces humilis (Tibetan ground-tit) is the source of this 1074-nucleotide messenger RNA. The record is from RefSeq and is a predicted model, not a curated record. NCBI's taxonomy places the organism in Eukaryota, Metazoa, Chordata, Aves, Passeriformes, Paridae.
AUGGGGUACAAUUUGUCCUAUGGAAAACUGCCAGUUCCCACAGACAAUCACCUCAGCCCAGACAACAGCAGCUCGCCCAACGCCAGCUCCCUGGGGCGCUCCGCGCGUGAUGAGUUCACCACCAUCGUCCUGCCCGUGCUCUACCUCGUCAUCUUCCUGGCCAGCCUCCUGCUGAACGGCCUGGCAGUGUGGAUCUUCUUCCACAUCAGAAACAAAACCAGCUUCAUAUUUUACCUCAAGAACAUUGUGGUUGCAGACCUGCUCAUGACGCUGACGUUCCCGUUCAAGAUCAUCCAGGACUCGCGGCUGGGGCCGUGGCACUUCAACUCCUUCCUGUGCCGCUACACCACGGUGCUGUUCUACGCCAACAUGUACACCACCAUCGUCUUCCUGGGGCUCAUCAGCAUCGACCGCUACCUGAAGGUGGUGAAGCCCUUUGGAGACUCCAGGAUGUACAGCAUCACCUUCACCAAGAUCCUGUCAGCCUGUGUGUGGGUGGUGAUGGCGUUCCUGGCGCUGCCAAACCUGAUCCUCACCAACGGCUACCCCACCAAGAGAAACGUCGACGACUGCCUGAAGCUGAAGUCUCCCCUGGGAGUCAAGUGGCACUCGGCUGUCAUCUACAUCAACACCUGCAUGUUCGUGGUGGUGCUGGUAGUGCUGAUAGGGUGUUACAUUGCCAUCUCCAGGUACAUCUAUAAAUCCAGCAAACAGUUCAUUAGCUCGUCCAGCCGAAAGCGGAAGCACAACCAGAGUAUAAGGGUUGUCGUGGCCGUGUUUUUCACCUGCUUUCUGCCCUACCAUUUGUGUCGAAUACCCUUUACUUUUAGUCAUCUGGACAAAAUUUUAGAUGACUCUGCACAUAAAAUCUUAUAUUAUUGUAAGGAAAUGACACUGUUCCUGUCCGCAUGCAACGUCUGUCUGGAUCCAAUCAUUUAUUUUUUCAUGUGUCGAUCAUUCUCACGAAGGCUGUUCAGGAAAUCCAACAUGAGAACCAGGAGCGAGAGCAUCAGGUCCCUCCAGAGCGUCAGGAGGUCGGAGGUGCGCAUCUACCACGAGUACACUGACGUCUGA